Phytophthora nicotianae INRA-310 is the source of this 552-nucleotide messenger RNA. RefSeq lists its product as hypothetical. Bases 1 to 552 code for a protein of 183 amino acids. The record is from RefSeq and is a predicted model, not a curated record. NCBI's taxonomy places the organism in Eukaryota, Oomycota, Peronosporomycetes, Peronosporales, Peronosporaceae. The transcript has 4 exons.
AUGGUGCAGAUUUUCUUCGUUCGAGCAGUUGUCGAGAUAAUCGCGUUCAAACGCCUGCCUCCAGUCAAGAGCGAGCAGCACCUGUCUCCAGCCAAGACGACGUUCGUGGAGACGAGAGCGGACUACAAGUUCUUUGUGAAAGGUCACACGAAGAACGCUUGUGACUGUGGAUUCGGCCACAUUCGCAAGCACGUUUCUCGCCAGGAUUGCUGGACAACGGAUCAUAUUAUCUCCGCUGUGAACAAUUCUGCCACCUCCAACACUACCGUUCACAUCUCGCGAGGCAAUGUAUUUUUUAAGAGCUUUAAACCAGUAGUGACCGAGCUCUACAAGAACCUAACAAGCGUGCAGCAGUACCAGCGAAAACCAAUGCUAGAUCUGCACAACAAAAUCAACCCGUAUGUGCCGGAAGAGUUCCAAGAUGUCCUAUCUAUGCAAAGCCAAGGGAGCUGCAACAGCAAGACGCUAAAGCAGCCAAACAAGCUCGUUGAGAACACCGAGCUUCAAUGGCUGCAGCAGCGAAGGCAAACCAGGACCGGACGUUCAGGAUGA